AUGUGUCGGCUACUGCUCCUCGUCUUCCUAGCCUUGCAGUACAACACUGAAGCUUUCAAUAUUUCGCCUUCUCCGAACCAAGUAAAAAAAUUUCCAAACCUGAAGACCCAUUUAAAACAAACGCGAAGCUCCUACUUUGGAUAUACGCUCGUCAUCCGGAAUACGAGCAUCAUAGUUGGAGCUCCUCGUGCUCAAUCCACAAUAGAACCGCAGAACAACAUCAACGAGACUGGUGCGAUCUACUGGUGCCCUCUGACGAACGAUGCCUGCAGUCCGUAUGUCCUGGAUUCCGAAGGAAAUGUUAAUGCAAGUAGAAAAGACGAAUAUCACUCGAUACGUAAGGACUUUCAGUGGCUGGGAGGAUCGAUGGACGGUGGAACUCGGGAUACGGAUAAGCUCCUCGUGUGUGCUCCACGACUCUACGCCCAAAGUAUAAUACAAAAUAACAACUAUAUGAACGGAGUGUGCUACUGGUUACAAAAUACCACUAAUAGCAGUAAUAGCACUCUAAAGCAAGUGAACCGCAUUUCACCCCUCCGCGCAAAAAAUAUGCAGGUCGUUAACGACAGUUACUAUUACAUUAUGGCCGAACUAGGACUGAGUGCGCAUGUCACCGAUAAUAACUUAAAGUUUCUAAUUGGAGCUCCAGGUAUCGAUACUUGGAGAGGAUCAGUGAUCCUAGUAGAAGACGUGGCCUCAAAGAAGAACACUCCAGAGUACCACAAAACCCACGUCCUGCAGCCAAAGAAUUGGCAACAGCCGUAUGACUCAACCUUUGGCUAUGCCGUGAGUUCCGGCUACUUUGACAGCCUCAAUACUUCACACCUUCUCUACGUGGCAACCGCUCCCCAUGCCAACAACCGAUCCGGCGAGGCCUACAUCUUCGAUGUCCGGGGAGAGAGCAUCCAGAGGUACAAGGACUUCCGGGGCGAAAAGUUUGGUGAAUAUUUCGGAUAUUCUGUGCUGGCGGAGGAUCUCAACGGAGAUGGAAAAACGGACGUCAUCAUAUCAGCUCCCUUUCACUCUUUGGAUGGUUGCAUCGAAAGCGGAGCCGUCUAUGUGUUUAUCAACAAGGGCUUAUACGAAUUUGAUCUCAAGAUUUUACGUUCGCCAUUAAAAACAAAUGCGCGAUUCGGAACAACUCUUUCUCGUCUGGGAGACAUUAAUCACGAUGGCUAUUAUGACGUGGCCGUCGGAGCUCCCUUUGCCGGAAACGGAUCGGUGUUCAUCUACCUGGGCGGAGAGUUUGGACUGCGGGAUCAGCCGAGUCAGCGGCUGGAUGCUCCUUCCCAGCAACCUUCCAAGUACGGAUCGCACAUGUUCGGCCACGGCCUCUCCCGCGGAUUGGACAUAGAUGGCAAUGGGUUCAACGACUUCGCCAUCGGUGCCCCCAAUGCCGAGGCCGUGUAUCUAUAUCGCACCUAUCCCGUCGUCAAAAUACAUGCUUCUCUAAGGUUGGAAACGCGACAGAUAAAACCGGAGCAGGAGAAGGUGAAGAUCACCGCCUGCUUCAGGUUGAGUACCACAGCCAAGGAAGUGCGUGUGCAGAAGCAGGAACUGGUCAUUCGUGUAACCAUUGACAAAAAGCUGAACCGGGCUUGGUUUGUCAAAACGCAGCACAAUGAGAUGAUAUUAAGGAAGACUGCUAGUCCUGACGAGAAUUGCACCGAUUUUGAUAUCCAGUUGCUACAUAGCAAAUACAUUUUCGUGCCCAUCGAUCUGAACAUGCAUUACGAACUGACCCAAAAGAUUCCCCACUCCAGCGAGUUCUGCGAAACCUGCGCAAUUGUGGAUCCGAAGGAACCGAAAUCUUGCACGGAGGCGAUUGUUUUUAUCACGGGCUGUGCCUCCGAGGUUUGUGUAGCUGAUCUUGAGAUAAGGAGCAAGAACUUGAGCUCCACUUUUAUUUUGGGCACUGCCGAUACCAUCGGACUAAGUUACGAGAUCACCAACAACGGCGAGACAGCUUACCUGCCCCAAUUCAACGUGACCAGCACUCCUCGCCUGGCUUUCUCUCAGGUUCCCGGAAACUGCAAAGUGGCCGACGCAGUUAUGGUGUGCGACUUGAACCGCGGACAACCGCUGGCCAAGGGCGACAGCGACUCCGUCACCAUCAGCUUCGAUGUGAGCUAUCUCCGCGGUCAGUCGCUGAUCAUCCACGCGGAAGUAUUCAGUACGGGAUACGAAAAGAACUCCACGGACAACCAGCAUAUUGACAAGAUCAGCUUAACGGAGUUCACUGAGAUCGAGGCCAGCGGUGCCCCGAUAAACGGUCAAACUGUUCUGAAACACUAUCCUUAUUCUGCGGAAAUCAUUAACCAUUACGAGAUUAGGAGCGGUGGUCCUAGUACUAUCGAAGAGUUAACGCUGUCCUUUUAUAUUCCCGUGGCUUAUAAGGCGAAUGAUUCUAUGGAAGUUAUACACAUAAUUAAUAUCACCAGUUUGAAGACGCAGGCCACCUAUGAUUCCCAGUCGUUGAGCGUCGCUCUGUACGACCAGAAUAAUACCCUGCUCAAUGGCUAUCCCUUUGAGAACGUAAACUCUUCAGCGGUACGAAGACGUAGGGAUCUUAGCCAAGAAGCAAAUGCCCAGCUCAACGAGCUGCUCAUUGAGGACAUUCCGCCAAAAGAUCGCUCAAUUGUGUUGGACUGCCGGGAAACCAACAUGACGAUCUGCAUCCGAGCCGAGAUGUUGGUUCAAUUUAGGCCGAGCAAACCAAUUAACCUAAACAUAAGUUUUAACGUGGAUCUCAGGGAAGUAAAGGAUCACUGGGAGUACUUUGUCAUCAUGACCGAUCUGAAGCUGCUCAAAAAGGGCGAUCUCAAAUCCGAAUCGUUUCAAAUUAACCGGAAAUUUGAACCAAAUGUGAUAUACAAGCCAUUUCAACUUGUUAUAUGGAUAAUCAUUAUUGCCGUGAUCGGGGGCUUGCUACUGGUCGCUGCGUUAUGCUAUGCACUUCAUAAGUUUGGAUUCUUUAAACGGGGAAAGAAACAGGAACUUAAGAAGCUAAUUCGAGAGAGUUUUCAGGUGUUGGAUGAGGUAGAAGAGGAGGAGGAGGCACUGAACACGGAGGAGCCAGAGGCAUUUAACAUAUACUAA
Molecule: messenger RNA, 3099 nt
Organism: Drosophila rhopaloa
Lineage: Eukaryota; Metazoa; Arthropoda; Insecta; Diptera; Drosophilidae
Product: integrin alpha-PS3-like
Exons: 8
Coding region: 1-3099 (1032 amino acids)
Biological process (GO): cell adhesion mediated by integrin; cell-matrix adhesion; cell-cell adhesion
Cellular component (GO): integrin complex; external side of plasma membrane
Molecular function (GO): integrin binding
Source: RefSeq, a predicted model, not a curated record